UUGAGGGGAGCAUAAAGCUGUGGAUCGACCGCCUAAAACUCGUCUACACACGACUAUUACAAUGACGCCACGGAGGAUGGUAUCGAGGUCUCUCAUAAUGAGUCUACAUAUCAGGACGCAUCAAACAGCCCAUACAUUCUCCUCCUAGUCGACGCUCACAGUCAUUUGAUGUACCGCAUCGUAGUCCGCGUCUACGCCGACAUCGCUGCCUUGGACGGUAGUGUAGCGGGCUCUUUGUGUUCUUUCGCCGCUAACUUCUCGUCCGUGGAUGUGUUUUUCGAUUUUGUAAAUGUGCUGGACCAGGGUGUUGUGCAUGGGAAGAUCUCAGAGACGUUUUCGGCGGUCCUCAGAGAUCGAGAUUGCAAACAUAUCUUCCUCGCGGCCUGGCGACGACCGACGUAUCUAUCCAUGCUCCUCCAAACACCCGAUCGCAAGGUUACUCUCGUGGAGGGAUAUGGCAUGGGCGCGGGAUUCGAGUUCCUACCCGCGUCUUGCCCAAUCGUCGCAUUUCCAGACAUCUUCCAAGGCGCUUCUUACCUGGAACUGGCCAUGCCCACCUCCCUAUCCAUCUGCAGUGACGAUGUCUGGACGCCCACUAUUGCACACCUGAUGCACCGCAAGAAAGUCUGCGCCCCAACCCACUGCAGCUGCCAUGAAUUCCCCCACCUCCGCAUCCCGACCGUCGACGCAACUACGCAGGCCCACACCCUCCGACUCCCAGGCUAUCUCCCCACCAAACCCCCCCAACCCAACCACAUCCCCCUAAACAAACACAACGAGCGCCUAGACAUAGCCAUCCGCCACCCCAAAGACGCGCACUACCUCGAGUACGCGAACCGCUUCCCGCGCUCCGCACCGCAACCUUGCUACUGGCACCACCUCCUGGCCAACUGCCACGAUGGCACGGCGUGCGCGCACGAUCACGGGGCGAUGAGUCACAAGGCGCUGUUCUUCUUGCGCUAUAAAGCGCGGUUGAUACCGUGUGCGGAUGGGACGCAGUGUCGGCGUUUUGAGUGCUGUUUCGGCCAUGUGUGCCAGAAUUCGAAGUGUCUUGGUAGGGAGGUGAGGGCGUGUUCGAUGCGGGUUUUUCAUCGCGUGGAUCCUGUGCUUGCGCGGUGGGUGGAGGGAGAGGUGGUGGAUGGGCGGAGAUGACUUGAUGAACACUGCACUUGUUACGUUUGGUCUGUGGUUGUCUGGUGGUUUUGGGGUGUUAUGGACAAAUGAACACUAGCUUUCUCGCAUAGGAACUGGGACAUCAGCUGGUGGGACAGUAACGGUUGAGAUGUGUGGGAGGGCUGUAGCUUUUGAGUUUCUUUGCCAUCAAUCAAUCACCAGCCUCAUCGGGCUUGAUCCUGGGGGUAGGCGAGCACUUUUCUAAGUGCAGUUCAGCCUCGAGGUGGUGAACUUGGAAAUUCCUAACAAAAUUCAUCAACAAAGCUGAUCUCACUGCUCUGACAAUGACAAAGUCGACAGAGCAAUACAACAUGUUUGUGGAUGUGAAGAAAUUGACGGACGUAUCGAUUUCAAUGAUAAACGAACAUGACAGAGCUUUUUACAAUGUUACUGCAGAAACGAGAGUUCAUACACAUUAACCCCUUCCUCUCUAAA
Dothidotthia symphoricarpi CBS 119687 is the source of this 1608-nucleotide messenger RNA. RefSeq lists its product as uncharacterized. Bases 169 to 1152 code for a protein of 327 amino acids. The transcript has 5 exons. Lineage: Eukaryota; Fungi; Ascomycota; Dothideomycetes; Pleosporales; Dothidotthiaceae. The record is from RefSeq and is a predicted model, not a curated record.